CCAGCAGGCUGCCCUGCCGCGUCAAGUGGGAGAGCUGGGCAGGCUUGUGGGCUCCUGCUUCCAUCACCAACUCCCAGUCAUCAACCAACUCUCCAACUUCCGGCUCUCCAAAUCUCGCCCCCAGAUACCCUGACGACCGCAAACGGAACACCCCGAACAAGGAAAUUCACAUCCAGAUCGACACAAAUUCCUCCUUCGACUGCCCCAAUCCCUGCCAAACAGUCUGGCUCUGUCGGCGUCAAGAUGAACGUCGACACCAUCCCCGACUUCCUCGCGGAGCAGCGGGACAGCGCUCCCGAGGAGCUGCAGCCGCUCGUGCUCGAGUUCGAGACGCUAUGGGAGCGCAAGCUGUGGCACCAGCUCACGAACCAGCUGAUCGAGUUCUUCAACCACCCGGGCAGCGCCCCGCAGCGCUUACAGUUCUACAAGGUCUUCGUGCUCAAGUUCGCCGACAAGAUCAACCAGCUCAAGCUCGUCGACCUCGCCCUGAAGGCGGCAACACAAUGUAGAGGUACGCGUGGUCGCCAUCCGACGCUCCCUGUGUUGUGCUGUGUUGUGCUGUGCUGUGCUGUGCUGACGGUGGGGUGGGCAGACAACCAAGAGCGGCUCUCCUUCAUGGAGGCGGUCGCCAAGAAGGUGGACAACGAAGACUCGCAGGACGCCCUCGUAUUCGCGACCAUCGCCGUGGCGCGCGUGAAGCUCGACCUCAACGACCUGGACGGCGCGAGGAAAGACCUGGACCGGGCGGAACAGAUCCUCGAUAGCUUCGACUCGGUCGAGACCAUCGUGCACGCGGCCUUCUACGGCGCCAACGCGGACUACUACCAGGCCAAGGCUGACUUCGGCUCGUACUACCGCAACGCGCUGCUCUACCUCGCCUGCAUCGACAUCAAAUCGCUGUCGCCGGCGGAGCGGCGCAACCGGGCCUACGACCUGGCCAUCGCGGCGCUGGUCAGCAGCAGCAUCUACAACUUCGGCGAGCUGCUGCUGCACCCGAUCCUGGACGCGCUCUCGGAGCGCGACGACGACAAGUGGCUGCGGGAGCUGCUCUUCGCCUUCAACCGCGGCGACCUGGCGGCGUACGAGGUGCUGGCGGACAAGAUCCAGUCCAACGCGCUGCUGCUGCGGCACGGCCGCCAGCUGCACGAGAAGAUCUACCUGGCGGCGCUGACCGAGGCCGUGUUCCGGCGGCCGCCGCACGACCGCGCCAUGAGCUUCGCCACCAUCGCCGCCGAGACCAAGGUGCGCAUGGACGAGAUCGAGCACCUGAUCAUGAAGGCGCUCAGCCUGGGCCUGCUGCGCGGCACCAUCGACCAGGUCGACCAGGUCGCCCACAUCGACUGGGUGCAGCCCAAGGUGCUGGACAUGAAGCAGAUCGACAACAUGCGCCAGCGGCUAAAGGAGUGGGACUCCAGCGUCGACCAGCUCGGCAACUGGAUCGAGCGCGUCGGGCAGGACGUGUGGGCAGCGUAAAGACGGUGCUGGGGAGUGGGGGGAGGGAACGGGGGCAGAAUCUCUCAGACGCCAAGGCAUUCACAUGGACGCGGGUGUCUUGUGUAUGAUAUAUGCAUCAUAGACCUGGCGAGUCUGCCACGGAUGAUGAAAAAUCAACGAGCUCCCUAGCUCAGCUCAGCCCGACGGAAUAU
Messenger RNA from Thermothielavioides terrestris NRRL 8126, 1646 nucleotides. RefSeq lists its product as uncharacterized. The transcript has a single exon. Lineage: Eukaryota; Fungi; Ascomycota; Sordariomycetes; Sordariales; Chaetomiaceae. Gene Ontology annotation, cellular component: nucleus; cytosol; proteasome regulatory particle, lid subcomplex. Gene Ontology annotation, biological process: ubiquitin-dependent protein catabolic process. The record is from RefSeq and is a predicted model, not a curated record. Gene Ontology annotation, molecular function: structural molecule activity. The coding region runs from base 244 to 1473 and encodes 409 amino acids.